GGGAGAGCGGAUCCUCAUCCCGGCUUUCCCGAUCCCGGCUUUCCCGAUCCCGGCCAUGCUCCGCUGCCUGCUCCAAAGGGCUUCCCAACUUCCCAACCUGGAAAAGCGGGAUAAACAAAGCGAUCCCGUGGCCAGCCUGACAUUCCGAGGUGUCAAGAAGAGGACAAAGGUCAUCAAGAACAACGUGAAUCCUGUCUGGAACGAGGGAUUCGAGUGGGAUCUGAAGGGAAUCCCUCUGGAUCCCGAUGCCGAGCUCACCGUGGUGGUCAAGGACCAUGAAACCAUGGGAAGAAACAGGUUUUUGGGAGAAUCCCGGGUGCCGCUCCGGGAUGUUCUGGGCACUCCCAGCCUGGCGGCCUCGUUCAACCUCCCCCUGCUGGACUCGCGCAAGGAGAGCACCGGGGCCUCCCUGUUCCUGCAGGUGUCCUACAUCCCCCCUCCGGGCGCUAUCCCGCUUUUCCCAAAUCCGGCCCCUCCGGAGCCGGCCCCGGCUGCAGUCGAGCUGGACACUGUCACCGAGACGGCUGGAGAGGAGGACACGGAAGAUCCGGAGGCCGUGGGGAACACGGAGCCCUCGGCGUCCUCAGGAGCACCGGGCUCGGAGCCGCCCUCAUUCCCAAGGAAACCGCCCGGGAAUCACAUCCAGGGGGUGAAGAGGAGGAGGAGGAGCUCUCCCAAAAAACCCUUAUCCAACAAACCGCAGGAUUUCCAGAUCCGGGUGAGGGUCAUCGAGGCCCGGCAGCUUCCCGGGAUCCAGAUCCGGCCGGUGGUGAAGGUGACGGUUGCCGGACAAACCCGGAGAACGCGGAUCCGGAAAGGGAACAGUCCCUUCUUCGAUGAGACUUUCUUCUUCAACGUCUUCGAGUCCCCAUCAGAGCUGUUUGAUGCUCCCAUUUUCCUCACGGUCGUGGAUUCUCGAUCGUUCCGCACGGAUUCGGUGAUCGGGGAAUUCCGGAUGGACGUGGAGACCGUUUACUCCGAGCCAAAACACGCUUUCCGCAGGAAGUGGCUGCUCCUCUCGGAUCCGGAGGAUUUUUCCGCGGGAGCCAAGGGCUACCUGAAGGUCAGCGCCUGCGUGCUGGGGCCUGGAGACGAAGCUCCCCUGGAGAAGAAGGAGGUGGCCGAGGACAAGGAGGACAUCGAGGCCAAUCUGCUGCGCCCCACCGGGGUCACCCUCAGGGGGGCCCAGUUCUGCCUCAAGAUCUUCAAAGCCGAGGAUUUGCCCCAGAUGGAUGAUGCCGUCAUGGACAACGUCCGGCAGAUCUUUGGCUUCGAGAGCAACAAGAAGAACCUGGUGGAUCCCUUCGUGGAAGUCAGCUUUGCCGGGAAAACGCUCUACUCCCGGAUCCUGGAGAAAAACGCCAACCCCCAGUGGAACCAGUGCCUGACGCUGCCGGCCAUGUUCCCUUCCAUGUGCGAGCGGAUGAGGAUCCGUGUGACCGACUGGGACCGCCUGACACACAAUGACGUCAUCGGCACCGCUUUCCUCGGAAUGUCCAAGAUUUCGGCCCCCGGCGGGGAGCUGGAGGAUGAGUUUCCUGCUCCUGUGAAGCCUCUGAAACCCUCGGACCUGGAUGACGGGCUGGGAUUCCUGCCGACCUUCGGGCCCUGCUACAUCAACCUGUACGGCAGCCCCCGGGAAUUCACCGGAUUUCCCGAUCCCUACGAGACGCUCAAUUUGGGAAAGGGCGAGGGGGUCGCGUAUCGGGGCCGGAUCCUGGUGGAGCUGGAGACCAAACUGGUGGAGCACAUGGAGCAGAAGGUGGAGGAGAUUCCUGCCGAUGACAUCCUGAGGGUGGAGAAAUACCUGCGCCGACGGAAAUAUUCCCUCUUCGCCGCCUUCUACUCGGCCACGAUGCUCCAGGGCGUGGACGGCGCCAUCCAGUUCGAGGUCAGCAUCGGGAAUUACGGCAACAAGUUCGACACCACCUGCCUGCCCCUGGCCUCCACCACCCAGUACAGCCGGGCCGUCUUCGAUGGCUGUCACUACUAUUACCUGCCCUGGGGCAACGUGAAGCCGGUGGUGGUGCUCUCCUCCUACUGGGAGGACAUCGGACACCGCAUGGACGCCCAGAACCUCCUGCUCUACGGAGCCGAGCGGCUGGAAGCAAACCUGGAGAGGGUCCACGUGGCUCUGAAAUCCAACCGCUCUCCGGUCGAGCUGGAGGCCCUGGGAUCCCAACUGCUCGAUGAUGUCAUCGCUGACUGCAGCCUGAAGCUUCCCGAUGUCCUGGGGAGGGCAUCCAGCACCCACCUGGAUCAGAACCUGUUCCGCUUCCGGAGCACCCACCUGGAGCAGAUCCUGAAGGUGGCCCUGAGGCUCAAGCACGAGAAUCCCGGCCUUUCCCAAAUCCUGGAUCAGGCGGAGGAUUGGCUGUGCCGGCUCCGGGCCAUGGCGGAGGAGCCCCAGAACAGCCUCCCGGACAUUGUCAUCUGGAUGCUCCAGGGGGACAAACGCGUGGCCUUCGCCCGCGUCCCGGCCCACCAGGUCCUGUAUUCCCGGAACAUCUCCAACUGCUGCGGCCGGAACUGUGGGAAGCUCCAGACCAUCUUCCUCAAGUACCCGCAGGAGGAGACGAUGGGGCCGCGGAUCCCGGCGCAGAUCCGGGUGCGGCUCUGGUUUGGAUUGGCUGUGGAUGAGAAGGAAUUCAACCAAUUCGCCGAGGGAAAACUCUCCGUCUUCGCCGAAACCUAUGAGAACCAGACCAAGCUGGCGCUGGUGGGGAACUGGGGCACCACCGGCCUCACUUAUCCCAAGUACUCUGACGUCACUGGCCGGAUCAAGCUUCCCAAGGACAGCUUCCGGCCUUCCGCGGGAUGGACCUGGGCUGGGGAUUGGUUCGUCUGCCCAGAAAAGACGUUGUUGCAUGACGUGGACGCCGGGCACCUGAGCUUCGUGGAGGAGGUGUUUGAGAACCAGGUCCGGCUUCCCGGGGGGCAGUGGAUCCACAUGACCGAUUCCUACACGGACGUGAACGGGGAGAAGGUCCUGCCCAAGGAUGAGAUCGAGUGUCCUCCAGGCUGGAAGUGGGAAGAUGUGGAAUGGGACACGGAUCUCAACAGGGCUGUGGAUGAGAAAGGCUGGGAAUACGGGAUCACGAUCCCGCCGGAGCGCAAGCCCAAGGCCUGGGUGCCAGCGGAGAAGAUGUUCCACACCAACCGGCGCCGGCGCUGGGUGCGGCUCCGCCGGCGCGACCUGGAGAGCAUGGAAGCCAUGAGAAAGCACAAGCAGGAGGAGCUGGAUGGGGAUGGUUGGGAAUACGCUUCCCUCUUCGGCUGGCGCUUCCACCUCCAGCAGCGCCGCUCCGACUCCUUCCGCCGGCGCCGCUGGAGACGCCGGAUGGAGCCUCUGGAACGCACCGGCCCCGCCGCCGUCUUCGCCUUGGAAGGGGCUCUGGGAGGAGUGACGGACGACAGGAGCGACGAUGGAAAAUCCGACGGAAAAUCCGCGUCCACCCUGAGUUUCGGAGUCAACAGACCCACGAUCUCCUGCAUUUUUGACUCCGGGAACAGAUUCCACCUGCGCUGUUACCUGUACCAGGCGCGGGAUCUCAUGGCCAUGGACAAGGACAGCUUCUCCGAUCCCUAUGCCAUCGUGUCCUUCCUGCACCAGAGCCAGAAGACGGUGGUGGAGAAGAACACCCUGAAUCCCACCUGGGAUCAGACCCUGAUCUUCUACGAGAUCGAGAUUUUCGGGAAUUCUCAGGAUGUGGUCGAGUCCCCUCCCAACAUCCUGGUGGAAAUCUAUGACCACGACACCUAUGGCGCAGAUGAAUUUAUGGGACGCUGCAUCUGCCGGCCCAGCCUGGAGCGCUCGCCCCGGCUUUCCUGGUAUCCCAUCCUCAAAUCCGGCCGGAAUGUCGGGGAGCUCCUGGCUGCCUUCGAGCUGAUCCAGAGGGAAAAGCCGGCUGUUCAUCACAUCCCUGGAUUUGAGAGCGAGCUCUCCUCCAGCCUGGAUGAGCUCUGCAUCCCUGCCUUGUUCUCGGAGGGGCUCCUCCAAUGGUCCGCGGAUUCCGACCUUCCCUAUCCGCCGCCGCAGCGGGAGCCCAACGUUUACAUGGUCCCGCAGGGAAUCAAACCCGUCCUGCAGCGCACGGCCAUCGAGAUCCUGGCCUGGGGGCUGAGGAACCUCAAGAGCUUCCAGCUGGCCAGCGUGACCUCGCCCAGCCUGCUGGUGGAGUGCGGGGGGCAGCGCGUCCAGUCCGGCGUCAUCAAGAACGUCAAGAAGAACCCCAACUUCGACGUCUGCGUGCUCUUCAUGGAAGUGCGUCUGCCCAAGGAGAGCCUCUACAGCCCCCCCAUCAUCCUGAAGAUCAUCGACAACCGCCCCUUCGGCCGGAGACCCGUGGUGGGACAGUGCACGAUCCGCUCCCUCCAGGAAUUCUACUGGGAUCCCUCCCAGCAGGACACGGGGGCGCCCCAGGAGCAGCCAGAUGACGUCAGCCUCACGCCCAGGGACGACGUCCUCAUCGACAUCGAUGACAAAGAGCCCCUGAUCCCCAUCCAGGUACGGAAAACGCGCUGGGAAGAUCCCGGAUUCUUUCCAUGCUCCAGUGGAUUUGGUGAGGGUGGAUCCGAGGUGCUGAUGUGAGGCUGGAUCCGCUUGGAUCCAUCC
Molecule: messenger RNA, 4615 nt
Organism: Motacilla alba alba
Lineage: Eukaryota; Metazoa; Chordata; Aves; Passeriformes; Motacillidae
Product: dysferlin-like
Exons: 41
Coding region: 56-4591 (1511 amino acids)
Biological process (GO): plasma membrane repair; vesicle fusion; macrophage activation involved in immune response
Cellular component (GO): cytoplasmic vesicle; membrane; T-tubule
Molecular function (GO): calcium ion binding; calcium-dependent phospholipid binding
Source: RefSeq, a predicted model, not a curated record